UUGAACCGAGUUACUCGGCCAAGUGUUCGGUUGAAAAAAAAUUUAACCGAGUAAAACUCGGUACUCGUUACUCGGCAAAAGUGUUACUCGGCGCAUCUCUAUUUAUUAGUAAAGACGUAUACUCUAAAAAAAAACCUGUAAUAUUGUGAGAACCUAGCCUUUGAGUGUCGUUAUUACAAGUCAUGUAUAUGACGAUGAGUUUUCCGGUUUGACUCUGAUCGUCAAAUAGUACACACGUCACACAACUCGCUCCAAAGUUAUAAACACUCAACUGUUAUGUGUAUAAACUAUUGACUGUGAUAGUAAAUCAAUUGUUACAUAAAUUACAAGUAAAGCAAUAAAAAUCGUGUAAACUUUGUGCAAAUGGAGUGAAAUAAAGUGGGAGUCAACAUAAUGAAGUGGUUUGCUCUCAGCGUCGUAUUUUUUGGAGUAGUUCAAAAUGGAAGUUCCUUAAAUGAGGGCGAGGGCUGCGUGAUCAGACACACAGACUCAGCGGGUGUGUGUACACUGGGCUCCAAGUGUCUGCCUGCCUUGAAUGAUUACCAGAGGAACGGCAUCCCUCCAACGUUAUGUUCGGAGCAGCGGUUCCCAUUCCUCGUCUGCUGCACUGACCUCACGGCGAUCAAUCAGAAACCCGUUUUCGAGAAGACGACAAGAAGAAAAAGACUAAGCGAGAGAAAGUGCGAUGAAUACAGCCGGUACAUGCCCGAAAACACGCCAAAUUGCAUCGACGACCAGGUCAUUGAAAAAGCCAAACGAGGGGAAUUCCCGCAUAUGGCCGCCGUGGGCUGGGAGAAUUAUUUGAGGAGGACUGACUACAUGUUUGAGUGUUCAGGCAGCCUCAUCAGCUCUCGGUUCGUGCUGACCAGCGCAGAUUGCAAGUUGCCAGUUAAAAGCAUCCACGUGUACCCAGGAUACAAUUCUUCUGUCAUAUACAACAACAUAGCGUUGCUCGAGUUGGAAGCGGAUGUGGACUUCAACGAUGACAUCCGCCCGGCGUGUCUGUGGAGCAAGCCUGACUUCCCGGGGUACAGCAAGGCCAUUGCCACGGGUUGGGUAGUCGAUGGCAUCAUUGCCAGUUAAAAGCAUCCACGUGUACCCAGGAUACAAUUCUUCUGUCAUAUACAACAACAUAGCGUUGCUCGAGUUGGAAGCGGAUGUGGACUUCAACGAUGACAUCCGCCCGGCGUGUCUGUGGAGCAAGCCUGACUUCCC
Molecule: messenger RNA, 1215 nt
Organism: Bicyclus anynana (squinting bush brown)
Lineage: Eukaryota; Metazoa; Arthropoda; Insecta; Lepidoptera; Nymphalidae
Product: serine protease snake
Exons: 9
Coding region: 394-1083 (229 amino acids)
Biological process (GO): proteolysis
Molecular function (GO): serine-type endopeptidase activity
Source: RefSeq, a predicted model, not a curated record